This is a messenger RNA of Limanda limanda (common dab), 6441 nucleotides long. RefSeq names its product NMDA receptor synaptonuclear signaling and neuronal migration factor b (gene nsmfb). The record is from RefSeq and is a predicted model, not a curated record. NCBI's taxonomy places the organism in Eukaryota, Metazoa, Chordata, Actinopteri, Pleuronectiformes, Pleuronectidae. Gene Ontology annotation, cellular component: cytoplasm; nucleus. The coding region runs from base 1 to 1869 and encodes 622 amino acids. The transcript has 16 exons. Gene Ontology annotation, biological process: positive regulation of neuron migration; regulation of neuronal synaptic plasticity.
AUGGGAACUGCAGUGUCCAAAAGGAAGAAUCUGAGGAGUGAUGCGAUAUCUUCCGUGGCCGCAAAAGUUAGAGCAGCCAGAGCAUUCGGAGAAUACCUGUCCAAUACCAACCCAGAGAACCGCAACGGAGCAGAUCAUCUAUUAUCUGACACCUUCCCUGGCCAGGACUGUGACUCUCCAGACGUUAGCCGCUUGCAUAACAACAAUCUACCACACCAGAGCCGCUGUUUCCCUGUAGCAAAACUCAACCAAUCCAGCCAAUCAAAUCCCAGUGCUCCUCCCCAGUGUCAGCCUCCAGCCAACAGCCUCCAGGCCCCAGCACCUUUGGGACCAUCCAAACGUCGACUCUCUGUUGAGCGCAGCCUAUCUGCAGAGGAUCCCCCAGUUGCCAGAAGUCCAGAGGGGAGUGCGACAGUCAAGCCGGCCAGAGUUUACACGAUCACUAGGGAAGGAGGGAUGACCCUGGGGGGCCGUGGCAGUGAGGAGAGCCUGGAACUGGAGGUGCUUAAGAGCUCCAGGGAGCAACCUCUAUCACAGACUCCUACCACUGCCAACCACAACCCAUCCUGCACCAGCCAACCCUCCGCCUCUGCUGCCCACGGGAGCCAUCAUCGUAGUAGCCACCACCGCAGCAACCAUCACCAUGCCAACCAGCAUCACGGAGGCCCGCCAGCAUCAUCUCAGCCACUGCAGAGCUCAGGGAACGCCAACAACAUCCGGGACUGGGGGAUGAGAAGAGGGGGGUCGCGGGACGACAACACCCCAGACUGCGUGACCUGCAUUCGGGCUCCAUGUCAAAGUCAGCGCUCCCUUGACCUGGAUACUUCACCGCGGGAUGGAGAGAAGCAUCGCAAGAAACUGGAGAGGAUGUACAGCGAGGAAAGACCAUCAAGUGAUGACAGGGAGGACACUCCUAAUAGCUGGUUCCCCAAAGAGAAUAUGUUCAGCUUUCAGACAGCCACCACCACCAUGCAGGCAAUAUCGGCAUUCCGAGGCAUUGCUGAGAAAAAGAGGCGGAAAAGAGAGCAGGAGGCAGCCACCAUGAUGGAGAGAAAUUUCCGCAAACAUCUGAGGAUGGUGGGCAGCCGCAGGAUGAAGGUGCAGACCUACGCAGAUCGCCGAGCCAAGAGCUUCAGCCGCUCAUGGAGUGACCCCACCCCUGUCAAGCCUGACUCACUGCAUGACUCCAGAGACAGUGGUGAUCUCCAGACCUCCUCAGGGACAUUAGAUGAAGGGCUGGAUGAGGAUGCCGAGUGGGAGGAGGAGAGGGAGAUGGAGAGAGCAGCCUGUGACGGCGAGGACUUUAUCCCACCGAAAAUCAUGCUGAUAUCGUCCAAGGUCCCAAAGGCUGAAUAUGUUCCGAACAUCAUCCGCAGGGAUGACCCCUCCAUCAUCCCCAUUCUUUAUGACCACGAACAUGCCUCAUUUGACGACAUCCUCGAGGAGAUAGAGAAGAAGCUGAGUGCUUACAGGAAAGGCUGCAAAAUCUGGAACAUGCUCAUUUUCUGCCAGGGAGGUCCAGGACAUUUGUAUCUGCUGAAGAAUAAAGUGGCCACUUUUGCCAAGGUGGAGAAGGAAGAAGACAUGAUCCAGUUCUGGCGUCGGCUCAGCAGGCUGAUGAGUAAACUGAACCCGGAGCCCAAUCUCAUCCAUAUCAUGGGCUGCUAUGUGCUGGGGAGCGCUAAUGGAGAAAAGCUUAUUCAGACUCUGAAGAGGCUGAUGAGACCCACGUCGGUUGAAUUCAAGUCUCCUCUAGAGCUGUCUGCACAGGGCAAAGAGAUGAUCGAGAUGUACUUUGAUUUCCGUCUGUUCCGCCUGUGGAAAAGCCGUCGGCACUCGAAGAUGCUGGACUAUGAGGACCUCUUGUGACGUCAGCCACUUUCUGUUGGCUUGUCGGCCGGUUAUCUCAUGUCUAAGCCUACUGAUGUACGGUGACAGGGCGUUUGGCUGAAGGGCCCUUCAGAGGCAGCUAGACCAGCUCUGUGGCAGAGCAGGAGCAGCAGCGCAGCUGGCUCUGUUUUUCACCUCUGAAGUGACGGAGGUCCUGUAGAUUCAGCCAGUGGUGUGCUUUUUCCUCCCUUAUCCAUUUUCCAUUCUGCCUAUCUCUCUGAGAAAAGAGAAAAAGAAGGACGAGAAUAAGGAGGAGAAACAAGGGACUCAUCAUCCUAGCCUAAAUGUGUCAGCAGACACUAACUAGAGUUUAGAUUCCUGAGAUCAUAGCGAUAGUGAUAGCAGAGCGACAGAGCAGAACGAACUCCACACUUCUGAGUUUAGAGGCUGACAGAUUUAUUUAUUUAGUUGGUUGCGUUUUGCCUCUUUUGCCUCAGCUAAUCUUUUAGGAUGCAGGUUUAUAGGACAGAAUUAUUUUCUCUGUCAUGUGUGGAUGUUUUCUGCAAGGGAAUUAGAGCUUAUAUGUAAAUAAACAAGUGCUUAGCGGAGCAUUAGAGAAUCAAUUUCCAGCAUCUCUUUGUCAUGUGAAAAUCUAGACAAUAAAUUAAUCAGAUCUAUUUAUCACAACUGUUUUAAAACUUCAAAUAACUGUAUUAGCAUUUUUUGUACAGAUUGUUGUGUUCACUCAGGUUAAAUCCCUUGUUUGAUACUAAGAAUUGUAUUCAGUGUUUGCAACAUACUGUAGAUCAGAAUCUGAUGCCUACAUACUCCACACAAAGCCAUUGCCAGUGGUUUACAUGACCGUCAGGGAUGUCAUAUGGAGGCUGGAGGUUUCCUAUAUUUUCAUAGUCUGUCAAGUCAACAGUAGCCAAACAUACAGAUGUAUCUGUGCAUCUUUCUGAACUUUACAACAUUGCGUUUGACCCGGCUGAGCCUACACCAGCUUUUCUUUCUGAGCUGUCGGUUCAUGGUCCUGAACAUUUUUAGUGUGUUGUGUGUCUCCAUUGGUGACUUCUGCAUUGUGUUGUUCUGUGAAGAGGUUGCAGGUGGAGUCAAUAACACCAUCGGCAGUGUCUUUAUAAGGAGUAGGAACAUACAUGCUGCACUGUAUAUUUACUUUAUUUCAACUCUCCAUUUACUGUCAUCUUUCCGAGUGAAUAAGAAUUUCUUAUUGUAGACUUAGUUUGACGUUUUCAAAGUAGCAAUUACGCGGUAGAGGUGACACUUAACUCUGAGUUGGUUUUUUCACCUCACUACUACACUUUGGUUUAUGUGUUAUAAACAGAUUUGCUGAAUAUCACAAGAUAAAGGUCUGUCAUUGUCAACAGUCAUGUUUGGUAUUAAUAUCCAUUGUUAAUAAACAAGGACAUUUUAAUUUCAAGACUUUUUAACUUAAUGAAGUUAAGGUCAAAUUUGAGCAGUACCCCUUGUGACAGGGAUCUUAAUAAAAUCUUCACUAGGCAGAGAGAAAUAAUUAUUACCUUUCUUAUAACCUUUCUUAUGACCUUAUCUUGUUGUUGAGUUAUUUCAGACUUGAACUAGUGUAGCCCAUCUAAUAACAAAGGACACUAUUAGCCUGAUGCUGCAUUUCUGUCAUUGUCUCUAGUUGCUGAAAGCAAUCCUGUUUUUUCUUUUGUUUAAAGCAUUUUACUGUAUAGCUAUGAAAUACUCAAACUAUUGCUAAAUAUCUAGCAUUAAUUUAUUUUAUGUUACUAACACAAAAUAUUUUUGGGCCAAGUGCCUUUUGAGAACUUGGUCAUUUUGGAACAAUAUAACUACUGGCAUUGGAUAAGUGUAGUUUCAAGAAGGAGAAGUGGCAUUUAUAUAUCACCGUUUCAAGCUUGUGCUGAGGCGGCCAUGUCCUUUGGUAUAUUCAUGUAUAUAUAUACAUAUAUUCUCUCUGAGAUAUAUAGCUACAUCAUCAUGCAAUGUCCUUGCAAAGAUAGGGGAAAAAAGGAAAAUCCACUGAAAGUUAGGGCUUUUUUGCUUUUUCAUUGCGUCAUUAACUUGGUUGCCAGAUCAAGAUUCAGGGACUAUCAGUGUAGUCAGACAACAGUAUGUGUAAUUUAUUAACACACACCUCCUAAAUGUUUAUCCCAGCUUCCCUGCACAUCGUGUGUCGUGACUUGUGUGUGCGUGACAGCACUUUCGCUGCUUAUCGGUACAUUCAAGUCUGUCAGCGGUGAUGCUUGCUGAUCCAUGUGAAACGUUUGAACUGGAAGAAGAGUUCAUUGCAGUGGAAUGAAUAUAUUGAACUCUAUAAGGAGAGAUGUGAACCAAAAUGGAAAUACUGAGGCAUUUAACCCCGCCCUUUUGCCAGUGAGGUUGUAAAACAUUCUGUUUAAUAAUUCUGAAGUUAGUUACUGUCUUAAGAGGCCUGUUCUAAUGAACUAUAGCCAUUUAAGUGGAUGAAGAAAAUGAAAUGGACUAUUCUUGACUUUCCUCAGAUACGUUGAUGCUGCUCUUUGCAUUAUUUACUUCCUACCAUGAAAGUGAGCUGACAUAUGUUUCUGCAUUUAAGAUAUUUGUGUAUCACUGUAAAUUUUAUUUAUGCCUCGUGCCACAUAAAAUGUUCACUCAUUCAGUACAUACUGCUGUUAAGGUAUCGUUGUGCUUCAAACUAGCUUGUGUCAAGAUUAUUGUGAUAAUUUGGUGUAAUUUCUGUAAACAGGUAAGACCAUAGUGGUUGCUAAUGUCAACAGAAAACUUGUUGGAAACACUGGUAUGUUCAUGUGUUGGAAUACUUAUAUUGCCCAGUAGUAGCAGUAGGUUUAUGCAUAAGUAACUACUCCUUGUUUGUAUCAUUGUUCCGUCCAGCACACUGUAAAUUCUGAAACAGUAUUCAGGUACUUUAAAGGUCCAGUGUGUAGAGUUUGCCGGAAAUUCUAUAUAAUGUUUAUAAUGAUGUUUGCAUCAGUUCAUAAUCACCUUAAGCUAAUAAUCAUUGUGCAACCACUGAAUAGGCCCUUUAUAUCAACAUUUUGAUAUGGUCAUUUACCACAGAGUCCACUAUGUUGGACUGCCAUGUUUCUUCUACAGUAGCCCACAAUAGACAAACCACACUCUUGUCUUUUACAUUAAGUCAUCACGGGCUCUCCAACACUUAAAAGGGAAGGGUGAGAGGAUGAGUUUCUAGUUAAAUGCAAUCUGCACCCUCACCACUAGAUGCCACUAAACUUCACACACGGACCCUUUAAUUACCUGAAAUGCAGAGAGACAUGCUCAUAUCAGAAAGAGAGCUUUAUUUUGAAAUUCCUGUCUUUAAUGACUUAUAACUGUGAGUGUUAUAAUAAGACACUUUCUGUGUUUGCUGUAAAUGCAAACAUUUUCACCAGUUUAAUCCAUUGCCUCAAUAAAAUUGGUUACAUUUACACAUCAGCAAUUCCAUCAGUGAGUACGAGUGAAAAGAGAAUCAAUCACAUCAACUACAAAAACUAAUUUAGUAUUUAUUUCUACUCUCAUUUACAAUUAGCAUCUUCUGUUUGUGGUAUAUCACUGAUCCUGUCAGUGGAACACUUCUAACAAAUGUUUCACAAUCUGUGCAGGUAUGUUGUUUUUCUACUGAUGGAAUUAGUUAUCUGAUCAUGUAUAUAAUGCUGAAAUUAUUUUGUGAACUAGUACCAGUAUUUCCACCUCAGACUAUGAAUUGUAUUAAUUGUCACACAGUCAGUAGACAUUCUUGUUGAUGGUCUUGCAUGUUAACAGUCUUGAUAAAAUCUCAAAAUUAAUGUAAUGUCCAUUCCUGUUAAAAUCAUAUAACACUUAAGGUUCAUGAGAAACAUCACAUCCUGACUCUAGCUCAUGACCUUUGCUGUCUUGAGUGCUCAAUUAUUUCUUCACCUAAUCAAUCUGACUUUAGAAAUUGUUGUUCAUUCAUGAUUUUGCUUUGUGUAGAUAUGUAUUUGUUAAAACAUCAGCCGAUCUGCAAAUUUUUUUCCGUAGCAAAUUAUAGAGUCCUGUGUUGAGUACAUUUCUUUAAUGUACAGGAUGGAGUACAUUGUUCAAGGUAUUGUUUUAGUCUGUAAUACCUUAGAUUUUGAAAGAGUGUCAAAUUCCAGUGCUGUCUGAUUAUGGACACAAACAAAGUGAGAAAUACAUGGAAGACUGACGCAGCUGAUUGCAGUUUGUUCACUACUCGGCUCCUUAAUAUUCAAAUGGAGUUUAGUCUAGCACUCGUAGACUCCUCUGUCUCCUCUGCCCUAGACUUUAAGUGAAAUCCGUCCCCCAAAGCCUAAUAACACACCUGCUCAAAUGUGGGAAGUGCAUCUUAAGUCAAUAUAUUUGAUCCUGCUGCUUUUGAGCUGGAUUCAAUAGCAAGUUACACUCGGAAUUCACACGAGCCUGAAGGGUUUCCUUCACAAAGAAAAGGGAGAUUCACCAAGCUCAUUAAAUUCUCCCUGAGGCUGUGAUCAGUUGAUACUCGCCUCUCUUAGCGUUGCAAAAUGGUUGAUAGCUGCUCAUAAGCUGCAUAAUUAGCACCAGCUAGCUAACCGUGAUUAGUAAAGUAGUAAAAUCAUGCAACAAAAAGAUCAGUUAAUUGUUUCUGUUUGA